CUGCGCCGCCGGGCUAUUUACGUAUAUUAAUCGGCUUGGCCCGGAAACCGGAAGUGGCGUGGUUUCGGGAGACCAAGUUGCAGGAAGAAGUUCGCAAGAAGUCAGGUUCGGCAUGGAGUCUGAAGAUGCUGUUGCUCCUGAAAAAUUAAUUGAGGAUUUGAAUCUCUCAGAAAAACAGAGCAGUCCUACACAUCAUGCAUAUAUCCCCAGAGUCGUUGAAGAAGGUGUGAGUCAGUUGUCUGACUUGGGUAGAGAGGAUGAUGAUCUCUUCCAUGACUGCAAAGACUCUCUUGAAUCAAGAGUGGUGGAAGAGAAUCACAACAUUGAGACAGAUUCUUUAGAAAAUGAGAUGGAUCUAGAUGAAAAAGAAUUGCUGGAACUGGAAAAAAACAUGUCAGAGGAAGAAAAAGAGAAAAGAAGAAAUGAAAGCACAACAUUAAAAGAAGAAGGAAAUAAACAGUUUAAAAAUGGAGAGUAUAAAGAAGCAGAAGAUUCGUAUGCAAAAGCACUGCAGGUUUGUCCGGCCUCCUGUAACACAGAUAGAUCCAUUUUGUAUUCAAAUAGAGCUGCAGCAAGAAUGAAACAGGAUAAGAAAGAAAUGGCUAUAAGCGACUGCAGCAAAGCUCUAGAGUUAAACCCAAACUAUAUCAAAGCACUGUUGAGGAGGGCAGAACUGUAUGAAAAAACAGAAAAGUUAGAUGAAGCUUUAGAAGAUUACAAAAAUCUGCUGGAGAAAGAUCCAUCGGUAUAUCAAGCAAGGGAAGCUUGCAUGAGAUUGCCAAAAGAAAUAGAGGAACGUAAUGAAAAACUUAAGGCUGAGAUGUUAGGCAAGCUGAAGGAUCUUGGGAACCUGGUUCUUCGUCCAUUUGGCUUAUCAACGGAAAACUUCCAAGUGAAGCAAGAUUCCUCAACUGGCUCCUACUCUAUCAACUUUGUUCAAAAUCCAAAUAAUAACAACCGAUAACACUAGCCCAAAUGGCAUGUGGCAAAAUUUUGGGCUUUGAGGCUUAAUGGUGAUGUGGUUUCGGUGAAUGCAAAAAGGAUGAGUAAACAUUUAAUGCAUAACAUCAUUCUUUAAACUGGGAGGAUUUGAACUGAGACCUAUGCAUUGUGUAUGUGUGUGUGAGAUUCUUUCAAAAGAGGUGGGCAGAAGAAGACUGUUAUUUGACCUUCGCAGCGAUGUUUCAUGCACUUUGGGCACUGCACCUUCCCUCUGAGGAGGGUGGGGGUUAGCUU
Molecule: messenger RNA, 1236 nt
Organism: Notechis scutatus (mainland tiger snake)
Lineage: Eukaryota; Metazoa; Chordata; Lepidosauria; Squamata; Elapidae
Source: RefSeq, a predicted model, not a curated record